Messenger RNA from Fopius arisanus, 1329 nucleotides. Its product is annotated as protein YIPF1. Gene Ontology annotation, cellular component: Golgi apparatus; membrane. Gene Ontology annotation, biological process: vesicle-mediated transport. The transcript is spliced from 4 exons. Gene Ontology annotation, molecular function: small GTPase binding. Bases 218 to 1204 code for a protein of 328 amino acids. NCBI's taxonomy places the organism in Eukaryota, Metazoa, Arthropoda, Insecta, Hymenoptera, Braconidae. The record is from RefSeq and is a predicted model, not a curated record.
CUCUACUUUAGUCAAUCCUGUUUGGUCGAGGCCGCUUUAGCAUUGCGCUAUGACACUUGUGGUGAGCGCCAUGACAGUGCUCUACUUUUUUUAAUAGGAAAGGAUAGGAUAGGAAUAUAAAAAAAGGAAAGUAACGAAUAGGAUGGCUUGACUAAAGACACCCUUAACUCGUAAAUAAAAAGAAAAUAAUUUGUGGAAAUAACAAAUCUGAUUAACCAUGGACAAUGAUCAAUUUGGGAAGAGCAAUAAUGACUCGCAGUUCAUAUCGUUCCAUGAUUUCUCACCAAUAAACAGACCAGGUGGUGGAGGUCAGGCCCAAUUGGAUCUCAGCAGCCCCGACCAUCAGCAUCUGAGCAAUAACCAACGAUUCCCCAAUGAUGCCACGACAAUUGGAAUGAUGGAAGAGUUACGUGGACUUCCCCAGGAGAAAGAAGCCAAUAGCACACCAAAGAACUUCUGGACAGUGGAAUAUUAUCAAAAGUUUUUCAAUGUCGAUACGAACGAUGUUCUGCAACGAAUUAAGAAGUCAAUGAUUCCACAUGGAACCGACAAUUAUUUAUUGUCCCACAUACGACCGAAUCCCGACCUCUAUGGACCUUUCUGGAUCUGUGUUACCCUGAUAUUUGCUAUUGCUGUCAGUGGAAAUUUAGCUAAUUAUCUGCAGGCGUCGUAUACCGGUCAGCACCAUUGGAGAUAUGAGUUUCAUAUUGUUUCAUAUGCAGCCACAUGUAUAUUCCUGUAUGUUUGGCUACUUCCACUGGUUAUCUGGGCUGCUGUCAAGUGGACUAAUCAACCAAACGAUGCUGAUCUAGAUGCUGAAUUAAUUGAGACAAAUAAACCUCCAGGGCUUCUCGAGCUUCUGUGCCUUUAUGGGUAUUCAUUGUCUAUUUACAUUCCAACUGCCUUUAUGUGGACAAUUCAGAUCGGCUGGCUCCAAUGGAUUCUCGUUGGUAUUGCAGCAAUUCUCUCAGGGGGAGUAUUAUUGCGUUCACUUAUGCCAUCGAUUACUGGUAAACAGAAACCAAUUUAUAUCGCCGUAAUCCUUGGUAUGCAUCUGCUGUUGGCCACUGGUUUCAUGUUAUGCUUUUUCCAUGUGCCCAAAAUUCCCGAACCAGAAAUUCUCAUGCAAGCAAAUGCAACUCUACACACGCAAAAAAUGAUCAAUUCUUCGAAUGCAUCUAAAAAUUUGACAAAUCCUAUGUGAAUAUUUUCAGUUAGAGGUUCUAAAUAAUUCAAUGCACAGCACACUUGUCCCAUGAAAUUCAUUAUAAAAAGUUCUUGUACGUUGGUGUGAUGAGAAUCUAUGGAAUAAAUAAGUGAAUAAUUGAA